UCCUCAUUUUAUGCCUCCAUUUGGUCCUUUCAGCUCUCCUUCCAAGAGCAUUCCUUCUCUGUCUCUGACACUGAUCGCGCAAUACGGCUGCAUUCCAACAGAUAGCGGGAUCGAUUGCUGGAAGGUUGUAGUGACAUCCUACCAUACAAUAUAAGGCAUGGCGCACUCCGGCCCGCGGCCUGUGCCGGCUAAUGCAGGAGCUUCCUCAGGCAGCUAUAGAGAAGCGGUCCCGGAAUACGCGCCAUCUCCUUCACUUCGACCAGCCCUACCCGCCCCCUCUCAUCUUCCUAAGCGAGUGUUUGUGGGUAGCAUAGUGACUCCUGUCAACUUGACUCACCUCAGACUCAUAGAGCGCGGUAUCCUGGGCGUCGGAACGGGCGGGGUGAUUCGGUUCGUAGAGGAUCUGGCGGAGGUGGAGCUGAAGCUGGCUCAAGAAGAGGCGCGACAAAGCGCCUUUGUGGCUGAGGAGGAGGCGAGAGGUCGAUCGCAGCACAGACAAAGCCGUGAUCAGUUCAAGUCUCAUGCUGGGACGGAUGAGGACAGCUCAGGGCACAGCGAUGACGAGAGCCAUGAGGAAGGAGGGACCACCCCCGGGGCGCCUGCGAGGAGUAUGACUCCAAAACCGCUACCAGUGCUAAGUAAUGGCAAGACACAAACGUCGCAGCUUCCCACUACCUCUACGCGGGAUGUAUCAGCCGGCGGUCUUCAGAAUGGUUCAAAGCGAGAAGUGUCGCUCCCACCCCCUGCAUUGCCGACGGACAUGCCACUGGACUGGACGACUCAGACCGCUGCUGCACGCGAAGCUUCUGCAUCGCGGUCGCGCUCUGUGGGCAUCGGACUGCCACCCUCCCAACAACAAGCACUGGAGAGGAAAGCCAUUCUCUACGUGGUCAAGUCACACGGAUGGAACAUCGCAGAUUGCGAGGUCGUGCGUUUAGAUCCAGGUGCAUUCUUGCAGCCGGGCUUCAUCGAUACGCACACGCACGCAUGUCAGGUACCCAAUCUUGGCCUUGGUCAGCAGUACGAGCUGCUAGACUGGCUACAGCACGUCACUUUCCCCAGAGAAGCGCGCUUCGAGGAUCCUGUGUAUGCACGCAAGACUUAUGACAGCGUUGUCCAGCGGCUGCUGGACUCGGGCACUACGUGCGCCGCCAUCUUCGCCACAAUUCAUCAGGAGGCUACGUCUAUUUUGGCGGAGAUCUGUAAUGACAGGGGAAUGCGCGCCCUUGUGGGUAAAUGUGCAAUGGACAGGAACGCUCCUAUCAAUUACAUCGAAAAGAACGCUAGCGUAUCUCUCGAGGCGACGAAGACUUUCAUAAAACACGUGCGAUCCUUACGACCGCAUGGAGAAUAUCCUGACGCCUUGUCGCCAACAAUGACCCCAACGCAUACUUCCGGAUCCCCAGAGAUGGACGCCAGCAUUGCCCGCCUAUCGGCGACGAUGUCUGAGAUAAUGAGCAGCGGCGACGCUAAGGAGCGACCUAAGAGUUGCGAUCGACACAACGACGCCCUGCAACUUUCAACGGGGACAUCGCCUCCCGAAUCUCACGUUGAUUCGGGGAGAUCUGAGAAUAAAAGGCUGUCGCAAUCUGCAAUUCUUGAUAAGCAGCUGCCUUCCUCUGGCUGGGCUUCGCAUCGAGUCGAGCGUACAAACAGAGCCAGUGCGCCCUCGUCCGCCGCGCUGACUCGUAAUCACAGCAGCAGCCGGUCAUCCCACAAGCCAAAGAUCAGCGCCCCUCUCGUUCAACCAAUAUUGACACCGCGGUUUGCGAUCUCUUGCAGCGACUCGAUGCUCGCGAGCAUUGCUGCGCUUUGGUCGCGGGAUCCAUCUCUCCGUAUCCAGACACACUUGUCCGAGAAUGAAGGCGAAAUCGCAUUCACCAAAAAGCUCUUCCCCUUCGCGGAAAACUACACGAGCGUGUACGAGCACUUUUCGCUUUUGACUCCAAGAACGAUUCUAGCUCAUGCCAUACAUCUCGAAAGUUCCGAGAUGGAUCUCAUUCGAAAGCGAGACUGCGGAAUCUCGCAUUGCCCGAACAGCAACUUCAAUCUACGCUCAGGCACGAGCCGGAUCGGAGAAAUGCUGAACAGGGGGAUCACCAAGAUCGGCCUCGGCACAGAUGCAAGCGGCGGCUUCGGACUCGGUAUCUUGAGCGCGAUCAGGGAAGCGAGCGUAGUUGCCAAGGUUCUCAGCUUUCCACAACGCGGCAAGCAAGAAGGUGAAUUGUUGACAGCUCAAGGUCUCGGAGACUGCGCGCCAGUCGGCUUACUACUCAGGAAGGCGAAGGAGCAAACGAAAGAGUCGGAAGAGCCGCGUACAAGCCGAGAGCAUCAAACGCCUCCUGAGGAUGGCAGACACCCCAUGCCUCCUGUGGACCAUCAGCACAAAGUCAAGAGACCCGCCAUCACGCAGAAGGGCCCUGCUACGCCCAGCGGCGCGGCGACGACUCCUCGAAAGACGAGUGUCAGCACAACUGGAAGUUCCACCAGCAGUCAUGCGAGUGACUCUGCGAGCACGUCUGGCACGUCCGCUGCUGAAGAGGAAUCUCAGCUCGGAAGCGAUGAAGGGAAAAGCACAAAGGCUACGCUGCCUGAGGCGCAGGACGGUACCCCGACAGACUUUUGCGCCGGGCCCCUGAGCAUCGCUACGUUGUUCUACCUCGCCACUCUCGGAGGCGCGCACGUGUGCAGCUUGGCGGACACGAUCGGAAGUCUAGACGUAGGCAAGGAAUUUGAUGCCCUUCUGAUCCGGACCACCUCAAAUUGGGAUCCGAUCAAGGGCUACAGAGGCUGUCCCAACCUCUUCAUCGAGGAGGAGGACACCAUCGAGACUCGUCUAGAAAAGUUCCUCUUUUGUGGUGAUGAUAGGAACAUCUCGUCAGUCUUCGUGCGAGGUCGAUGUGUCGGCGGGGCGGAUCCCAUCAGCUGAGCGUUGACGCACGAGAUGGAUGAAGAGAUCACGAGGAGGAGAGAACUGCAAGUGCGCAUCGCAGAACGAUAAUGUACAAUAAUACUGC
Molecule: messenger RNA, 3017 nt
Organism: Ceraceosorus guamensis
Lineage: Eukaryota; Fungi; Basidiomycota; Exobasidiomycetes; Ceraceosorales; Ceraceosoraceae
Product: Metallo-dependent hydrolase
Exons: 6
Coding region: 158-2929 (923 amino acids)
Biological process (GO): guanine metabolic process
Cellular component (GO): cytosol
Molecular function (GO): zinc ion binding; guanine deaminase activity
Source: RefSeq, a predicted model, not a curated record